ACUCCAUCAUAUACACAAAAUGUGAUAUAUAUUUUUUUAAUAUUUAAAGAAAAAACAGAAAGAAAAAGAAAAAAAAAAAACGAUUCAAAUUAAUGGAAUAGGAAAUCGGAUGGGAAAUGUAAGGAAACAUGUGGACGUAAAAUGGAAAGAGAAUUGAUGGAAUAUAGAAUGGAAAAUGACAAAAUUGUACCUAAAUGAAUGAUUAUUAUAUUGAGAGACAUUUUAGUUCACAAAUGCUAUUUCAUGGUGAGAGAUAAUAUGAAGUAUCUAAUCAAAAUUUAAGAAGAAAGAAGAAGCAAAAUUUGCAAAAUGUGAUGAGAUCGUCUAUGAGGUAGGUUUUAAGCUAAAAUUUGUCUUUGGAGACAACUUCGACACAUAUAGAGACUUUAGGUCGUGUGUUGUGUACUUCAUUCUAUGAAAAGGCAGCUUUGUGUGCAUGUAAAUGACUAGCAUCUUAUAUCAACGAUGGUGAUUUAAGUUCUUAAGCUAAGAGGGUUUUGACCACAUAUUAAUUUCAUAUUUCUCUUUUGGAUAGAGUUUAUUGCCUUCCCUUUCCAUUAUAAAAUGUAGCUUCAUAUCAUAACCUUAUAUACAAUUCAUAUAAACCAUACCCUCGAAAAAGAGGAAGAGAAAUGGAUCCAACAUCCUACCAACAAACCACCAUUAUUCACUUUAAUCUCUUCUCUUUUCCUCUCAUCUUUCUCUUCCUCUUCUUCCUAAUUUUCUCACUCAAACUCUUAUCCACCAAAAAUCCAUCGGUCAGCAACUUACCAUCACCACCACAACUCCCAAUAAUUGGCAACCUUCACCAAUUAGGCAACCUCCCCCAUCGCUCAUUGGCAUCUCUUUCAGAGAAAUAUGGUCCCCUAAUGCUUCUCAAACUAGGCCAAACCCCAACUCUCGUUGUCUCGUCAUCAAGACUAGCUAAAGAAGUAAUGAAGUCUCAUGACAACAUCUUCUCAAACAGAUCCCAAAACACAGCUGCAAAGUCCUUACUCUAUGGAUGCCAUGAUGUGGCCUUUGCUUCCUAUGGAGAGAAAUGGAGAGAGGCAAGAAAAGUUUGUGCUAUGGAGCUUUUGAACCCCAAGAGAGAGGAGUAUUUUCAACAUGUUAGAGAUGAAGAAGUUGAAGAGCUUGUGAAAGAGAUUAUUGGUGGGGAUUCAUCAUUAGUGAAUCUUAACAAGCUUCUUCUAUCAACUUCAAAUAAUAUAGUGGGGAGAUGCGUUUUGGGAAAGAAAUUUGAGGAUGAAAGUUAUGGGUUAGGGGAAGUUACAAGGAAGGCUAUGGUGCUUUUGGCUGGGUUCUGUGUUGGGGAUGCGUUUCCUUGGCUUGGAUGGAUUGAUGUGUUGAGAGGAUUUCGUGGACAACUCAAAGGAACAUUUCAAAGAAUCGAUAAGCUCUUUGAGAAAGUCAUUGAAGAGCAUAGGGACAAGAUGAAGAAUGGUGAUGAUAAUGGAUGUUGUGAGAAGGACUUCGUGGGGAUUAUGCUCAAAUUGCAACAACACAGUCUUGAUUAUCAUUUCACCAUGGAAGAUUUAAAAGCAAUUUUACUGGAUAUGUUACUAGGCGGAACCGUCUCAGCAGCAGCAAGUCUGGAAUGGACAAUGACAGAGCUAAUGAGAAAUCCAACCAUCAUGAAAAAAGUUCAAGAAGACGUCAGAACAAUAGUUGGUAAAAAAUCAAAGAUUGAAACAAACGACAUUCAAAAGAUGGAUUACAUGAAAUGUAUUAUAAAAGAGUCUCUAAGGCUCCACCCACCAUCUCCUUUAUUGCUGCCACGAGAAACCAUGGGAAGUGUCAACCUUGAAGGCUACCAAAUUCCAUAAAAAACAGGGGUUUUGAUCAAUGCUUGGGCAAUUCAAAGAGACCCCAAAAUGUGGGAAAGACCAAAUCAGUUCGUUCCAGAGAGAUUCAUGGAGGAAAAGAAAUCAAUUGAUUUCAAAGGUCACGACUUUGAGUUUAUUCCAUUUGGGAGUGGAAGAAGGAAGUGCAUUGGAAUGUCAUUUGGGAUUGCUUCUUUUGAAUAUGUAUUGGCCAAUCUUCUUCAUUGGUUUGAUUGGAAGCUUCCAGAUGGGGAGUUGUUGGAUAUGACUGAACAACAUGGCCUCUCCGUUUUCAAGAAGCUUCCUCUCAAGCUUAUUCCAACUCCAUAUUCUCUCUAAUUUUUGGUGUUUCCUUUACUUUAGGUUUUAAGUUUACUUCUACAAAAUCCUAACAAUGAAGUAAUGAACCUCUUUUGUAAGAGUGACCAUACACACACACAGUUUGUUUAAUUAUGAAGUAACAAUGUGAAAUAUAUGUUUACAAAAA
Cucumis melo (muskmelon) is the source of this 2310-nucleotide messenger RNA. RefSeq names its product phenylacetaldehyde oxime monooxygenase CYP71AN24-like. Gene Ontology annotation, molecular function: oxidoreductase activity, acting on paired donors, with incorporation or reduction of molecular oxygen; heme binding; monooxygenase activity. The transcript is spliced from 2 exons. NCBI's taxonomy places the organism in Eukaryota, Viridiplantae, Streptophyta, Magnoliopsida, Cucurbitales, Cucurbitaceae. Bases 633 to 1826 code for a protein of 397 amino acids. The record is from RefSeq and is a predicted model, not a curated record.